GUUGCCUUACUGGAAUUUUGCUCACAGCUUAUUUCAUGCAUCCAAUUGUCUAUGUAAUAGCGAAGCCGGUUGCUUGAGUAACGGUACUUCUUCUUCUUCUUAAUUGGUACUAGACAUUUUUAAUUCUUAAAGCUGACAUUCAGUAAUAGUUAGAAGCCAGUUGUAGUGUGUUUUUGAGUGUCGAGUUAUCAGUGUACUAAUUUCAGUAAAAUAAACUCCCGUACAACGAUUGAGCAGCAGAAAUUGGUCAUAAACCAUUACAAAAAUUUAAAAUCACAGCAAAAAAACUUUUCCUUUUUGUUACAAACUUCGUGGUGAACUUACUGCACCCUGUUAGAGGUAUAUUUACAUAAAAUGCAAUAAAAUUGAUUGGUAAUUGCCAGUUCACACAUGGACUCUUUUGCCUACUAAGCGGUUUUUUGUAGGCGAGGGGACGACGAGGAAAAACGAAAGGACCGUGCCUCCUCUGCUCGGGUGGGCGGUUUGCUUUCUUCUUCGUAACAGUUGUGUUUUAUAAUGAUACUUGUUCUCUGCAUAGAGUGACACCAAAAGAGAAUUUAUCGAAAAUGAGGGACAAAAGAGUCCCAUGUAAACGCCAGCUAUUGAAUUACCCUAUUGAAAAGGUACAACAUCACUAUUCGUAGCAAAUUUUUGACAAGCUACUCGCAAAUCAGCUGUUAUAGCGCAUUCAAAAUCAGUAAUCAUUUAGGAGCAUGAAUGACAUAAAACGUUUAAAGGAUCAACAACGCGAUAAACAUCCUGGUUUCGACGCAUAUUUAAAUUGCAUGACUAGAGCACUUUUCUCAGGUCUAGCUUCGUUUUGCCUGACUUUUUCCGGUAGUUAUUUUACACAAAAAGUUGUACGUACAAAAAUUUACUACCCUAUUCAAUACAGCGUGCUAGUGUCGGCAUUAGCGGCAAUUGGUGUAUCCUACAUGACCACUACAACGCGCACUAAAGCUUGUCAAGCAGCUUGGAUGGCAGCGGAAGAUAAGCAUUCUGUGCUGAAAGAAGACAUUUAUUAAAGGAGUAUAAGUGAAAUUUAAAAAAAAAGAUAUAUAAAUAAUUUAUAAAACAUACGCUAUUUAUUAAUUAUAUUUGAAUAU
Molecule: messenger RNA, 1106 nt
Organism: Bactrocera tryoni
Lineage: Eukaryota; Metazoa; Arthropoda; Insecta; Diptera; Tephritidae
Product: transmembrane protein 141
Exons: 3
Coding region: 714-1025 (103 amino acids)
Source: RefSeq, a predicted model, not a curated record